This is a messenger RNA of Triticum turgidum subsp. durum (durum wheat), 2721 nucleotides long. NCBI's taxonomy places the organism in Eukaryota, Viridiplantae, Streptophyta, Magnoliopsida, Poales, Poaceae. The record is from the annotation of a GenBank genome assembly.
AUGGUGAUCAGCUUCAGUUGCUCGGCAAGUAGAAGACCGACACGGAGCUUGGCCUUGCUGUUCAUCCUGGUCGUGAUGAAGACUCCAGUCCAUGGGCAGUCUACUUCGGAGUUCGUAAGCAUCGAUUGUGGAAACAAUAGCACCUACUACGACACCAUAACAGAAAUACAGUACGAUUCUGACAGUGGAUUUGCCGAGGGCGGUUUGAGUCACAAAAUUUCAGCGGAGUUCAUGGCUGGUGCAGGGAAUGAGCAACAAAAAACCCUGAGAAGCUUCCCUGACGGUCCACGAAAUUGCUACACGCUGCCAUCCACCAUUGGAAAAAAGUUUCUGUUGAGGGCUAUGUUUACUUACGGCAACUACGACGGGUUGAACAGGACUAUGGACGGAUCUCCGUUUUUAUUUGGGCUCCAUAUCGGUGUCAAUUUCUGGGAGGCGGUGAACUUGACAAGUGUGGAUCCAACACUCACGAUAUGGAAGGAGGUGAUCACCGUUGCUCCGGCCAACUUGGUGUUCGUCUGUCUGAUAAACUUUGGUACAGGGAUUCCGUUUGUGUCUGCUCUGGAGUUGAGGCCACUUGAAGAUCUGAUGUACCCUUUUGUGAAUACUUCAGUGUCAGUCAGCUACUUUAGACGAAUCAGAUUUGGUCAAGCCACUGAAAUUAUCACAAGAUAUCCAACGGACAGUUACGACCGGUUCUGGGAGAGUUGGCCCCAAAACUCCUACCCCUGGAUCAGCGUAAACACCAGCGGUCGAGUGAGGAGGCUACCUGGCAACCAUGCCUUCCAGGUACCAGAGGGCAUCCUCCAGCAGGCCACAACCCUAGACACGAACUACUCCUACUUCGAGAUCAAAAUGGGAGUGGGUCCCAACCUGGACCCUAAGAACCUGCAGCUUCUCCCGAUCUUCCACUUUGCCGAGAUCAACCUCAGCAACCAGAACAGGAGGUUCAACAUCUACAGCGACAAUGACUUGCUGUUCCGAGACUUUGCACCUUCGCGACUCAGAGUGGACAGCAUGUACGGGAACGGGCGGUUCUUGCACAAUCCUACAGCGACCUUCCUCCUGAACAAGACACGCAGGUCAAGGCUCCCUCCGCUCAUCAACGCGUUUGAGUUGUACACUCUCGUCCGGAUGGAUAACCUCACCACUGACUCCAACGACGUGCACUACAUGAAAGAAGUCAAGAAGCGCUACAAUUUAGCAAGAAAAAACUGGAAUGGUGAUCCAUGCUCCCCAAGAGAGUAUUCCUGGGAAGAUUUGACUUGCGACUACCCUAAAAGCAACCAGAAUCCGAGAAUUGUUGCAAUAGAUCUGUCUGCCAAUGGACUAAAAGGUGGUCUAGCUAUAUCAUUCAUGAACAUUUCAUCGCUAGAAAACUUGGAUUUAUCACACAACAAUUUGACGGGGGCUAUUCCAGACUACCAAAUAAAUUCACUUAAAGUUCUAAAUUUGUCAAAUAACCAGCUCGAUGGACCAAUCCCUGAUUCUAUUCUUCAAAGAUUUCAGGACGGCCUGCUUGAAUUAAGAUUACAAGGCAAUCCCAUAUGCUCAAAAGUCAAUGAUACAUACUGUUCAAAUAAGAAGAACACCACACCUACUGUGCUCAUUGCUGUCAUAGUUCCUGUCGUACUGGUAUCCCUCCUUGUAGUGAUGUGCAUACUCUGGAAGUUAUGCUGGAAAGGGAAGUCGGGAGACCAUGAGGAUUAUGCUAUGUAUGAAGACGAAACUCCCCUACAUAUUGAUAUUAGACGGUUCACGUACGCAGAGCUGAAGCUCAUUACAAGCAACUUCCAAUCAAUCAUUGGAAAAGGAGGUUUCGGUAUCGUUUAUCAUGGCACACUUGAAUAUGGUGAUGAGGUAGCUGUGAAGGUGCUUAUGGAGACAUCAAUAGCAGAUUCCACAGACUUCCUCCCUGAGGUGCAAACCCUGUCCAAAGUUCAUCACAAGAACCUCGUGACUUUGCAAGGAUAUUGCCAGAACAAGAAGUGUCUAGCACUCGUUUAUGAUUUCAUGCCCAGAGGAAAUCUUCAACAGCUUUUAAGAGGAGGAGAUAACAGUCUGAAUUGGGAACAACGACUUCAUAUUGCACUUGAUGCUGCACAAGGACUUGAGUAUUUACAUGAGUUAUGCAUCCCAGCAAUAGUGCACAGAGAUGUGAAGACCCCAAACAUCCUUCUAGACAAGAAUCUGGUGGGGGUAAUAUCUGAUUUUGGGCUUUCGCGGGCUUUUAGCGAUGCUCACACACACAUAUCUACUGUUGCUGCUGGGACUCUUGGCUACCUCGACCCUGAGUACCAUGCAACUUUCCAACUCACUGUCAAGACAGACGUUUACAGCUUCGGCAUUGUGCUCUUGGAGAUCAUCACCGGCCAACCCCCAGUCUUUAUGGACCCUCAAACUGUCCACCUACCAAAUUGGGUGCGGCAAAAGAUAGCUAGCGGCAGCAUUGACAAUGUCGUAGACAAGAGGCUGCUAGAUGGGUACGAUGUCAGUUCCCUGCAGAGUGUGGUAGACCUUGCCAUGAACUGCGUUGAAAACGCAGCCAUCGAAAGGCCAACCAUGACUGAGGUUGUUUCAAGGCUGAAAAUGUGCUUGCCGGCGGUUCCAAGGUUGCUCCAGUUAACGAUUUCCGGAGUUCCAACAAUAAGCAACGAGGGGAACUUCCACUCUGAUCAUGCCGGCAGGAUGUCAGAGACAAGCCUCUUAUCUGGACGGUGA